Molecule: messenger RNA, 3499 nt
Organism: Dendronephthya gigantea
Lineage: Eukaryota; Metazoa; Cnidaria; Anthozoa; Malacalcyonacea; Nephtheidae
Product: carnitine O-palmitoyltransferase 2, mitochondrial-like
Exons: 11
Coding region: 24-2024 (666 amino acids)
Biological process (GO): fatty acid beta-oxidation
Cellular component (GO): mitochondrion
Molecular function (GO): carnitine O-palmitoyltransferase activity
Source: RefSeq, a predicted model, not a curated record
GCCUCCGGGUCAAAGUUUGCAAAAUGGCAGCUCUUUUUGCUCUCACCCGUGGAAGAUGUUUCACACCCUUUCUGGCAAAAAAGACGUAUGGUUGUUCCCCAAUCUUGCGCUGUUUGAGCUCUCACUCUGAUGAUAAAUAUAUUCAGCGCAGUAUUGUGCCAACCUAUCACUUUCAACCAAGCUUACCACGGUUACCCAUACCUAAACUAGAAGACUCUUGCCGUCGCUACCUUGAUGCACAGAAAGUUAUAUUAAGCCCAGAAGAAUAUGAAAAUACCAAAAGACUUGUAGAGAAUUUUAAGCAGAAUGAAGGACCAGAACUACAAAAGGAACUUAUCUUCAAAGAUAAACAGAACAAACACACUAGUUACAUCUCAGAGCCCUGGACUGACAUGUAUCUUAAAGAUCGAAGAUCUGUUAUGUUAAAUCAUAAUCCAUUUAUGACUUUCAAACAAGAUUCAAAUACUGACAACAACCAUCAGUUGGUAAGAGCAACAAACUUCAUAAUUUCCUCCAUGAAAUUCAAGAAUUCUUUAGACGAAGAAAUUUUAGAUCCUGAAAUAUUUCACUUGAAUCCAAAGAAGAGUGAUACUGAUUGGUUCAAAAGAGUAAUACGAUUUGUACCAUCAAGCCUGUCAUGGUAUGGUGCUUACUUGGUGAAGGCAUUUCCUUUAGAUAUGAGUCAAUAUACUCGUAUGUUUGCGUCAACUCGGAUACCUCAAUCUGGCAGAGAUAAACUUAUUACAUAUGCAGACAGCAGACAUAUUCUAGUUAUUCAUAAUGGAAAUUAUUACACCCUUGAUGUCAUUGAUGAAGCAGGAACCAUACGCCCGGCUUCAGAAAUCUUAAAGAAUCUUCAAGCUAUCGUGUUGGAUGAGACGGGAGACUCUCAAUAUCCUGUGGCAGUUCUAACUUCUGAAGAUCGAGACUCCUGGACAUCAACACGUCAAGAACUAGAAACUUUGAUGAGCAACACAGAACCUCUGAAGAUGAUUGAUAGUGCUUUAUUUGUUCUCUGUCUUGAUCAAGAUGAGCCAGAGACACCUGGAGAGGUCACAAAAGUUUUCCUUCAUGGUGAUGGAAAAAACAGAUGGUUUGAUAAAUCAAUUCAACUGAUAGUCUGUCGUAAUGGUUUGUCAGGCGUACACUUCGAACAUGCCUGGGGUGAUGGUGUUGCUGUGUUGAGAUAUUUCAACGAAAUACAUAAAGAUUCCAUUGAUAAUCCAGCUUGUUCUAGUUCACAGCUUGCGUCACUUGACUUGUCUGCUUCCACAUUCAGAAAACUGGAGUUCACUCUUCCCUCUGGUUUUGAAAGUAAGAUAAAAGCAGCGAAGGAAAACUUUGAUGAACGCGUAAAUAGUUUGGAUAUGGAGACUUUACAGUUGUCCACGUUUGGUAGAGAAUAUCUGAAGAGAAAGAAGAUCAGUCCAGAUGCUGUCAUGCAGUUGGCAUUUCAGAUGGGUUAUUACCGUCAACAUGGCAAGUUUGUUGGAACCUACGAGUCUUGUAGUACAGCGGCUUUCAAACAUGGUCGUACCGAGACUGUGCGACCAGCGUCAUUAGCCACUGUGGCCUGCAGUCAGGCGUUUGAAACAACCCACAAAGCAGGUGUGGAUGAAAUGAACAAUUUAAUCCAAAAAGUGUCAGAUUAUCACAAUCAAUUGAUUAAAGAGGCAGCGAUGGGUCAAGGUUUUGAUCGUCAUUUCUUCGGUCUUCGUCAUCUUGCCGAGUCCUCAGGAAAGGUACCUAAAAUCUUUCAAGAUCCCUCGUACACCCGUCUUAACCAUAUUAUUCUAUCCACAAGUACCCUCUCGAGUCCUAGUGUAUUGAUGGGAGGUUUUGCGCCCGUGGUACCUGAUGGACUAGGUAUUGGGUAUAGUAUCUCUGAUCAUGAGCUUGGUUGUAAUGUUUUAAGUUACGGUCUGCCGACGGACGUUGGAGGAUUCCUCAAAUGUGUAGAAUCUAGUCUCGAAGAUUUAUAUGAAGUGAUGGAUGGGCGAAAUUUUAAAAAUAAAUCUGGUUGAUGACCCCACACUACAUAUUGCGUAUCCACGAGGGCAGAUCUGUAGAAAUAUUGACCUUAAGUUUCAACUCUCUCUUAACAGUAUUGUAUCCCUACUCUAUCUGUUAAAAUUUUGUUAAGCUGGAAGCCUGGGAUCCAGUGAAGAUAUAAUAUAGACCAGCGCAAAUCAGAGCAGCUAAAAACCUGUGAUAAUGGUUUACUAUAAUAAGACUAAAUAACUGCAAGAUAUUUGUACUGAUUAACGCGACUCAAAUUGAGCAAGAUCGUAUUAUUUGGGGCCGGUUUUUCGAAACUAGUUUAGUACAAACAGUGAGAUUUCCCGAGUAUUAGUGAUGUUUAUACAUUCAACAGAAAACAAAACUAGGAUAUUUGAACGAAAACUAUAACAACCAUAACGGAACGCUAUAUUUAUUUAACGAGGUUUUAUUUCUGAAACUGUUGGUCUAAUUUGAUCUUAUACAUCUCCUGUGUCAAGCAGCCCCCUGUAUGUCAUAUUGCACGGUUCAAAAGCUAUUGGUCAUUAUUUUUAUGCCACCAAAUAUUUUAGACGGGAAAGACAAUGAAUGUUUUUUAUUAGGAAUGUAUUCAUAAUUGUCCCCAAUCUGUUACUGACUGAUCAGAUGUUUGAAACGUAAUUGCGACGCCUGCUUCGAAAAUGACCGUCGUGAGGCUUUUAGGGUGGACUUCGGACGCAUUUGGAAACCAUUAACGUGAAUUAUUCGAGAACACCAAGUUAGUUUAGAUUAAAAAGCAAAAACUUAUCAUUAUUCACAGUUUGAUAAUAAAUGAAAGUUCAAGAUAAGAUUUAAUCCAUUUGUCUGUGGCUAAUGAUGGUAUUACGCCCAUAAGAAACAACAACAACGCCCAAACAAUUGACAUUCACGAAGACGGAAGAUGGAAGACCUGUCUUCAAAAAUUAAUCAGUUGUUUUUCAAUCGUGUUUUGAAGAAUAUGCAAGGCUUUAUUCAACAAAUAGUCAAAUUGUUUCAAACCUAAGGACAAAUCUUCUCUAAGAAAUGUGUAUUUGAUCUUCCAUAAUAAAAUAUUGUUUAUGUGUAACUUCCAUGAAACUAGAUGAUCGUAAAUAGCGAGGAUUUCUAGGAUAAACGUGCAUUUAAAUAUGCCAACAAUUGCAAAGUUUCUAAGCAAAGUAAUAUAGCGGCUUUGCAAACCAAAGCACUAGAUAGUAUACUAUCUAUACAUUGGUCUUACGGCACCUUAUAGAAUUCUAUUUUAACUGAACUAUGUUCACAAUGUUACGAGGGUCAGGAGAGUUAGUAUUAAAAGAGAAAAAUAAGAGGUGUUUUAGUAGGCUUUCUUCAUAUCCAUUUUCAUCUUCUAUUCACCACAAAAAAAUCAAUUAGCGAUAGAUCACGAUUAGAUUAAUCAAUGAGACUAAAACAACCCAUGUCUCAUAACAUCCCAUGUACGCGUGAGACUAUCUGGCGAACACCUGAAUGCAGGAUAUCAGAAAGC